Messenger RNA from Panicum virgatum (switchgrass), 621 nucleotides. RefSeq lists its product as uncharacterized. The coding region runs from base 1 to 621 and encodes 206 amino acids. The transcript has 5 exons. Lineage: Eukaryota; Viridiplantae; Streptophyta; Magnoliopsida; Poales; Poaceae. The record is from RefSeq and is a predicted model, not a curated record.
AUGAAAAUCCAAUUGAUUAUGGCUGACUGGACGCUUUUGCCCCUGACUCAUGUCUCUUAUCCUCUCCUCCCCCCUGUACACUACCGUGACUCCCGUUUCAUUCUCCAUCUUCCCUUCACGGGGAGGGUCAGAGCCGCCACCGGUGCUCCCAGGGGUCGCCGCCCCCAGGAUUCGCCGCCGUCUCUAGGAGGCCGCCGCCCAAGGAAUCGCUGCGGCUGCCCCCAGCAGCUGCCGCCUCCAGGAGCCGCGGGCCGCCACCCCAAGGAGCCGCUGCGGCCCCCAGCAGCAGCCGACCCCAGGAGCCGACGCUGCCCCCAGCAGCUGCACUCCCCCCAGGCCCCUACACGCGAGAUCCAGAGGCUCCUGGGGAGAGCGCGUCCAGGACAGAGCGCAGAGGCAACAGCAGCAUCCCCUUCGUCUAGAUCUGAGAUUACCAUAUUCUGCUACCUAUUUUACACUAUGAAUCAGUGGCCCGACAAAAACCAUGCUUGUCUUUUUCUUUUUGGUACUAUCCACAACUUGCUUACACUGGUUCUGUCCUUUUCGCUUGGCAUUAUCAGAAGCUUCGAUGUUAGGAUAACAGAGCUAGCAAGAACACCAGAAGAAGAAACGUUCGAUUAA